This is a messenger RNA of Rhododendron vialii, 1128 nucleotides long. RefSeq lists its product as uncharacterized. The transcript has a single exon. Bases 159 to 893 code for a protein of 244 amino acids. Lineage: Eukaryota; Viridiplantae; Streptophyta; Magnoliopsida; Ericales; Ericaceae. The record is from RefSeq and is a predicted model, not a curated record.
CCCUUAAACAUCUACCACUUGUGGUUCCUCAUUUCUUUGCAAAUCAACCUCAACCAUCUACAAAAGUCAUUCCCUACUCCAAAACCCAUAUCCCAAAUCCAAAGCCUUUCCAUAUCAAACUCCAUUUCCCCCCGCCCCCCCCCAAAAAAAAAAAAAAAAUGGUCAAUCCCUUCAUUUGUGGCAGUGGAACCUUCCACCAUCACUCGGAAGAAGAAGACGAUGAUCAUUUCCCCUGCAGCAGCAGCUCAACAGCAACCUCAGCGCCAAGAAAAUCAAGAAAGUUGUGGAAAACCAAAGACAACCACAGUAAGAACCCGUAUGCCGGAUUCGGCCGCGACAAGUUCUCCGCUCUCCUGGCGGAACUCGACGGCAAGAGGCAGGAAAUCUACACCCGGACGGGCUCGGAGGACAUCUCCUUCGUCCGUUUCGCGUACUCCAACUCCAACAGCUGCAAGCCAAUCGUGGUGAAGGUGAGGAACAGAGAUAAGAACGGCGGUGAGCACACUUUGGAGGGACGAGAAAAGAAUUCUAAAGAGUCCACUGCCUCCCAAAAGGAAGUUCAUCAGCCGAGAAUCGAUUCGGGUGACCGGAAGAACAAGAAGAAAACGAAGAGCGAGAAGCAGAGGCCUUUUUAUUACUUGGUGGCGGUUGUGGUGUUGAUUCUGUUGGUUUUGGCUGUGUUUGGACGAUCCUUUGCUAUAAUAUUUGUAUCUGUGGGGUGGUACUUAGUCCCCGCGAUUAAGGGAGGGAAGGAGAGUGCUAGGAGAAGAAGGAAAAAGAGAGAAUAUGGAACAGGGGAGAGUGAGAAGAAGAUUGCCAAUGCCUUAUCUUUUCCCAAGAGCAACGGUAACGUAGCCGCGAACGAGAUUUCGCCCCGCCGGAAAAGCUGGUGAAAAAUAGUCCUUUUACUGCUUUCUUGUGAAUUAACAUAGUUUACUUGUUCAUCAAUGUGGAUAAUAAAGCUUGGGAUGAGUUAUGGUUUAGAAAGCAGCUCAUGUAUUUUCACAGAUAAUGAUUGCUUUGUUUUAUACUACUAAUAACUAAGAAGUGACUUGUGGCUCCAUGGCACUGGGAUGUACUAAUUGACAGUUGAGUUACUUCGAUCUUUCAUGCCCUUUUAGUACCACA